CGUCGUGUUUUAAUUAUUGUGCAAUAAUGGAGACAAUUCAAUUAAAGCAAUUAUAAAUAGAUAUCUCUUGAAGAUACAUUUUCUGAAACGGCAUUGUGCUCUGAAAUGUUCUACUUGCUGCAGUGUUAUCAGUCACAUCAAGCAGGUCAGAUAUUGCAUUACAUUGUCCUUUAAAGUCACAAGUAUUACACUAAAAAAUGUCACGCGUAUGUCCAGGAUGCCCUACUGGCAAUAUUGAAAAAAUAAUGGUGUGUGUAAUUUCCACUAAUAUCGCCAAAGCACCAGUGCCAAGCCGACCGCCAAGAUCAUUACUAUUAAUUUCCGUUUGAGAACCAUGCGACUCAUGAAUAUUGUAUCAAGCACUUCAGCUGUAAGGAACAUCUGGUGACAGACGACUCAGUGAUUCCUGGGUCUUUCAAAUGAAGAGUGAAACGACCAUCGACCAUUUGAAACUAUCAUAUCUUGGCUUUUUAAUUCUGAAUGAUAAGUCUUCGAUUACGCUUAAUUCCGUUAUAUUUUUCGACACCUACAACAGCAUCCUUAGAUCCUCUCGUUUUUAAGCCGUGAUGAGUGUACUGCGGAUGGAGGAGGGUGCUAUUCGGGAGGAGCUCGACUACGCUUUCCUUGCUCAGACUAUUUCUCUCUCUCUCUCUUGGCCCCCACCUCCUUCCCUCCACCCCCUCUCUCUCUCCCCCUGUCUUUUUUCUUAUUGGUGAUCCAUUUCCAGGCAACGUGCUACUGGGUGCUGAUGCUGCCGAUCGCUGCUGCUCUCUUUGCGCUGCUGUCCUGCAUCUCGACUACAAGCUCCUCAACACCAUCCUGCUUUAAUUCUUCAAGUAGCUGUCUGGUGGCAUUUGCUCGAUUAUAUGUACCUUCUCCAACAGUUGUUUUAACGUGUAAAACUGUCAGGAUUUUGAUUUACAAAUCUUUCUCACGUUUAAAGCAAGCCUAAAAGCAAGGCUCUGUCAUUUUUCUACAUUUCCGUAAAUUUGUGAACAGGGAAGUUUGCUUAAUUCUUUUGGAAUUUUAGCUCGAUUGCGGAGAAGAAUGUGAAUUUGUCUAUGAUACUGCCAUUCAAUUAUACACACUAGAGCUGUGCUCGCUUUUGAAGAAUCCGACCAAAGGAAAUAUCCGACUUUGCAGUGCUUCUGUUCAUCUCAUCUUCGCCGUGUCUGCCGUGGAUUUUCUUUUCAGCGCCUAAUAUUUGAGGAAUAUAUAAACAAGUUCAACAUGUUUUGAUUACUGAUCGCGAUUGUGAGACGAAAGCCAAGUGGAUUCAAUACUGCUAUUUCUUUAUGCAAAAGCGCCAAAAAGUGACGCGAUCUCUGCAAAGAAGACAAAACGCCCCUUUUCUGGAGUCUUUAUACCUAUGCCAGCUAUUCACGAGGCAACCAGGAGUUAAAAGUAUUUUGUGCGUGUCGUUCCGCCUUCGAUUUUAAACGGAAACGGAGAUGGAAGUUUUCUCGGUAAUGUUGGUUUUGCCCCUAUUCUGGACUCUAACCUGGGACUCGGUGGUUUCGGAUUCUAUUAUUCAUAUCGGGGCAAUUUUUGAUGAAUCUGCCAAAAAGGAUGAUGAAGUAUUUCGCUUGGCAGUGGCCGACCUCAACCUUAAUGAGGAAAUCUUAUCAACAGAGAAAAUCACUUUUUCUGUGACAUUUGUGGAUGGAAACAACCCAUUCCAGGCUGUGCAGGAAGCCUGUGAUCUAAUGAACCAAGGAAUCUUGGCAUUAGUCAGCUCUAUUGGUUGCAUGUCUGCUGGAUCAUUGCAGUCACUGGCUGAUGCCAUGCACAUUCCCCAUCUAUAUAUUCAGCGUGCUCCAGCUGGCACACCACGGUCUAGUUGCAGCAUCACCCACCCAACCAAAUCUGAAGAUUACACACUAUUUGUAAGACCUCCUGUCUACCUCAAUGAGGUCAUCCUUAAAGUCACUGCUGAAUAUGCCUGGCAAAAAUUUAUCAUCUUUUAUGAUACAGAAUAUGAUAUCCGUGGCAUUCAGGACUUCUUGGACAAAGUUUCACAACAAGGAAUUGACGUUGCACUUCAAAAAGUGGAAAACAACAUUAACAAGAUGAUAACAGGAAUGUUUACAACAAUGCGGAUUGAAGAACUAAAUCGCUACAGGGACACUUUGAGGAGAGCCAUUCUGUUUAUGAGCCCAUCCAUUGCAAAAGCUUUUAUUUCUGAGGUAGUAGAAACUAACCUUGUUGCAUUUGACUGUCAUUGGAUCAUCAUAAAUGAGGAAAUGACUGAUUUGGAUGUACAAGAGCUUGUUAGAAGAUCUAUUGGAAGAUUAACGCUUAUAAGGCAGAUAUUUCCUUUGCCACAAAAUACCAGUGAACGUUGUAUUCGAGGCAACCACAGAAUAUCUACUUCACUCUGUGAUCCGAAGGAGCUUUACUCGCAAAACAUGGAGAUUACUAAUCGUUACAUCUAUGACACUGUACUAUUACUGGCAAAUGCUUUUCAUAAAAAGCUGGAAGAUCGAAAAUGGCACAGUAUGGCAAGCUUAACAUGCAUUCGUAAGAAUUCAAAGCCAUGGCAGGGUGGACGAUCAAUGUUAGAAACAGUAAAAAAGGGUGGUGUUAGUGGAUUAACCAGUCUUCUGGAAUUUAAUGACAAUGGUGUGAAUCCAAAUAUAUACUUUGAAAUUCUUGGAACAAACUAUGGAGAAGACCUUGGCAGAGGUGUUCACAAAUUAGGAAGCUGGACACCAAUCUCCGGACUGAAUGGCACCCUUACAGACAGGAAACUGGAGAAUAAUAUGCGUGGAGUUGUUCUACGUGUUGUGACAGUACUGGAGGAACCUUUCGUAAUGGUAUCUGAAAAUGUGUUGGGAAAACCAAAAAAAUAUAGGGGAUUCUCUAUUGAUGUUCUUGAUGGUCUGUCCAGUUACUUGGGAUUCAAAUAUGAAAUCUACAUAGCUCCGGAUCAUAAGUAUGGAAGUCCACAGUCAGAUGGAUCCUGGAAUGGCUUGAUUGGAGAACUGGUGUUCAAGAGAGCUGAUGUGGGAAUUUCAGCUUUAACCAUUACCCCAGACCGAGAAAAUGUGGUUGACUUCACUAGUCGUUAUAUGGACUACUCAGUUGGAGUGCUGUUAAAAAAAGCUGAAAGGACAAUGGACAUGUUUGCCUGCCUAGCACCAUUUGAUCUAUCUCUUUGGGCCUGCAUAGCUGGUACUGUCCUACUGGUUGGCUUACUAGUCUAUCUGCUGAACUGGUUUAACCCCCCUCGUCUGCAAAUGGGAUCUGUUACAUCCACAACGCUCUAUAACUCCAUGUGGUUUGUGUAUGGCUCCUUUGUUCAACAAGGUGGAGAGGUUCCUUACACAACCCUGGCAACUCGAAUGAUGAUGGGUGUCUGGUGGUUGUUUGCAUUAAUUGUCAUUUCAUCCUACACUGCAAAUUUGGCAGCUUUCCUCACCAUCACCCGAACAGAGAAUUCUAUACAGUCCCUGCAAGACCUCUCCAAACAGACAGAAAUUCCCUAUGGCACAGUGCUGGACUCUGCUGUAUAUGACCAUGUGAGAACAAAAGGAAUGAACCCAUUUGAAAGAGAUGGCAUGUAUUCCCAAAUGUGGAAAAUGAUGAACAGAAGUGGUGGUCCUGAAAACAAUGUAGAGGAAUCUCAGGAGGGCAUUCGAAGGGUACGGUACGGAAAUUUUGCUUUUGUGUGGGAUGCUGCUGUCCUGGAGUAUGUAGCCAUCAAUGAUGCAGACUGUUCCUUUUAUACAGUUGGCAAUACAAUUGCUGACAGGGGAUAUGGGAUUGCCCUUCAACAUGGUAGCCCCUACAGAGACAUAUUUUCACAAAGGAUUUUGGAACUUCAACAAAAUGGUGACAUGGACAUACUGAAGCAGAAAUGGUGGCCGAAAGAUAAUCAAUGUGACCUUUAUUCUCCAGUGAACACCAAGCAAAAAGGAAGUGCACUAGACAUUAAAAGCUUUGCAGGGGUUUUUUGCAUUCUGGCUGCUGGCAUAGUUUUAUCUUGUUUCAUUGCAAUGUUGGAGACAUGGUGGAACAAAAGGAAAGGUUCCAGAGUGCCAUCCAAGGAGGAUGAUAAAGAGAUAGAUCUAGAGCACCUCCAUCGAAGAGUGAACAGUCUCUGCACAGAGGAUGACAGUCCUCACAAGCAAUUCUCCACUUCUUCCAUUGAUCUGACGCCCCUGGAUAUCGAUUCUCUUCCCACACGUCAAGCACUAGAACAGAUCAGUGAUUUCCGGAACACACACAUCACCACCACAACUUUCAUCCCAGAGCAGAUCCAGACUCUAAGCCGCAGCCUCUCUGCCAAAGCUGCUUCUGGUUUCGCCUUUGGAGGUGUACAAGAUCACCGAACUGGUCCUUUUAGGCAAAGAGCUCCCAAUGGAGGCUUCUUCAGGAGUCCUAUGAAGACAAUGUCAUCAAUCCCAUACCAGCAAACUCCUUCUCCUGGGUUCAACUUUGGCAAUGACCCUGACCGAGGCACCUCAAUAUAAGUAGUACUAUAGUCUUCUGGGGAUGGGAUAGGGAUGCUUUUUUCUGGAUGGGUGGGCUGAGGGGGGUGGGUCGGUAAAAUGGGAAUGUCAUAUCUACCAGUUUCAUUUUUUGUUGUCAUUUUGGACUCCAUUCUUAAGGAGCAACACACUCUUGUAAUGGACUAACAUGGAUGUAACUUUUUGAAGUCAGGAUAAGUAGCAGCUCUCUUUCUUCAGUAUGUAACUGCAAUAACUGAAAUCACUUUUAAUUUACAUUUUGCUUUUUUGGUCUCUCUUAUUCAUUGUCAACUUCAUUUUAGGUUAUCUGCUGCUUCUCUGUGUAAAUCACUGGACCAAAGGCAAAAUCUUCAGCAUGAGAAAGUGUCACCUAUUUAUAAGAAAGGCGUUUUUUCUUUCCUAAUCUAGAAUUGCCUCAAGCCAUUGUCAAUCCAGUCAAACUACAGUUAAAUACUUUGCACUGCACCAGUGCAUUUUGAUCUAAAUGUGAUUGUAUGAUAUUAAAUGAAUAUUUCUUUUUUGUUCUGUAUAGUACUAGUUAUUUUAAAGUUAACGCCUCAGAUAUGGAAAUUCAGCGUCUAGAAAUGGAAAGUCAGACAUGGCUCUUACCAUUCAUUUUUAAUAACGGCUUUAGUAAGUGGAAUGUGUCUUAUUAAAAAUAAAGAUGCACAACGUAUGAUGAGUUGUCUUUAUUAUAUUCUGAAUAUUUCUAAAGCAGAAUUUGAGUGCUUUAAAUGUAACUCUGGUUUGCAUCAUUAGCCUCAAAGACUUAUUUUGUACUUUUAUUCCGAUUUCCAGGGUAAUUGAAUGUUGUUUGUGUGAUUAGAAAUGCAUUUUCUAUGUUGCAUUGCAUAGGCUACUUUGGAUUUCAUUGUGCUGUUUGAAACAGGAAGCACAAUUUAAUCAUUGCCAUUAGCAAUUAAACAUGAGGCCUGUCCCUUGGCCUUAUUUGUAACAUCCAAAUCACCUAUUCUGGAUUAGAAAACUCUUUCAAGUUUAAUUUGCUCUACCGACAUAACAUACUAAAAAAAGUCAAACACCUGGAACCCGUUUUUACACAGUCAUUCAUAGUUAUUAUCACAGCAUUUUUAUUUGAGUUUUCAAGUGCCAACUGCUAACAGGCUGAAGUGCAGGUAGCAAAACUAUUUUGUUGCCAGUUGUUUCGUUAACACUUUAUUAGUAUUUAAUAAUGUUAGACGUUUAGGGUGAGCUUUUCAGUUUAUCUUAAAACUUAUUGCAAAUGUGGUUAGUAGAGAGCAGCAAAUUCUGUGUUUGAUACAAGCAUUAGAUGUUAAUUUACUUAAAAUGUGGCUUAUGAAUGAAAAUAGGAAAUAGCCGUCAUUGAGUUUCUUUAGCAAAAAUAAAGAAACUUUACAAAACCAUAUAUUUUAUAUACUGAUGCUAAUCCUGUUCUGAAAAAGAGCAUCAUGUAGCAACAUCACUGUUUUGUAGUACAUUUUUCAGCAUUGCUUACAGAGUAAGACAACCCCAUAUCUUAUCACAGAAAGGCCAUUUUUGGAGGGAUGCAAGAUCCUAAAAGCAUGAACCACUUGCUGAGCCUGUAACAUUUUUAAUUUCUUAUAUGAGACAUACAGGAUUUGUCAAUAAUUUGAACUGAUUACAAUGUACAGUAUUUAAUAUAGGCCUAUUUUGUUGUAUGUGUUGCAUAGUAUACAAACCGAUCAAAUUUGGGGCCUCUGUUACAAGUGGCAAAGCUUUCUGUGUAUAAUUUGUCUAAUAAACUUGUUUUCUAAAUUUUCCUGUCAUUCCUUACAUUGCUAUAUCUGUAAGUGUUUUCAUACAUGCUGCUGUGGUGCUCUUCUUGCACAAAAUCCCACCACAAAUAAUUAUGUGAUACUUUUAACUGGCUUAAAGACAGAACAUCUCC
Erpetoichthys calabaricus (reedfish) is the source of this 6360-nucleotide messenger RNA. RefSeq names its product glutamate receptor, ionotropic, delta 2 (gene grid2). Gene Ontology annotation, cellular component: plasma membrane; postsynaptic membrane. Gene Ontology annotation, biological process: synaptic transmission, glutamatergic; modulation of chemical synaptic transmission; monoatomic ion transport. The record is from RefSeq and is a predicted model, not a curated record. The coding region runs from base 1452 to 4475 and encodes 1007 amino acids. The transcript is spliced from 16 exons. Gene Ontology annotation, molecular function: glutamate-gated receptor activity; transmitter-gated monoatomic ion channel activity involved in regulation of postsynaptic membrane potential. Lineage: Eukaryota; Metazoa; Chordata; Cladistia; Polypteriformes; Polypteridae.